Chlorocebus sabaeus (green monkey) is the source of this 5786-nucleotide messenger RNA. It is a transcript of the gene ADCY7, whose product is annotated as adenylate cyclase 7. Gene Ontology annotation, molecular function: adenylate cyclase activity. NCBI's taxonomy places the organism in Eukaryota, Metazoa, Chordata, Mammalia, Primates, Cercopithecidae. Gene Ontology annotation, cellular component: plasma membrane. The record is from RefSeq and is a predicted model, not a curated record. Gene Ontology annotation, biological process: adenylate cyclase-inhibiting G protein-coupled receptor signaling pathway; intracellular signal transduction; adenylate cyclase-activating G protein-coupled receptor signaling pathway.
CCAAAGCUCCCCCGGCUUGGGAGGAGGGCACUGGCCCGCCGUCUGUGGAUCCUUCCAGAAACACUGGCUCUCCUGGAGGGGAGGGGAGGCCUGGGGCAGAAACACUGAAAGAGUUUGUUAGAAAGUGUUUCCCUCUGGGGGUGGGGCGGGCCUGGCGCUCCCCAGCACGUGCGCGCGGUACCUGGAGAAGGUCCUGCUGGGACGCCUUUCCUUCCUGCCGCGCCCCGAGGUUGCCCGGCCGCUCCCUCCCGCGUCAGCGCAUUUCCCACGGUUCUGGGGGAGCUGGGGCGGGGCGGGGGCAGCUGCGCCUGCAGGGUGGACGCGGCCUACGGGGCGCCCCCCGGUCCCCCGCCCUGGCUCCCGCCCCCGCGCCCCGGGCCUGGGACACGCGGCCAGCGGGGGGCGCCUGCGGCCGCUCCUCCUUCCCCGCCCGCGGUGAGUGCCGGGCCAGCCCGCGGCCACUGGGGCGGUCACUCGGGCGGCGGUGGAGCGGGAGCGCGCGGCAGAGCUGAGGAACUGCGUGUGGAGUCAGCCCAGUCUGGAUGCACAGGAGGAUGCCGGCGGCACAGUGAGUGAGGCGUGGUGCCAGAGCUGUGUGGACCCCUCAUUGGCCAUGGAGCAGCAGGCUCAGAGGCCCUCUCCCCAGCCCUGCUUGCCUGCCUUGGAGAGGACAGAGGCCUAGGCCCACGGGGGAGGGUGUUGGCAGACAGAUGCCCUCCAGGCCCUGGGGCCUCCUUAACGGCCGAGGGUGGAAGAUGCCGGCCAAGGGGCGCUACUUCCUCAACGAGGGCGAGGAGGGUCCUGACCAAGAUGCGCUCUACGAGAAGUACCGGCUCACCAGCCAGCACGGGCCGCUGCUGCUCACGCUCCUGCUGGUGGCCGCCACUGCCUGCGUGGCCCUCAUCAUCAUCGCCUUCAGCCAGGGGGACCCCUCCAGACACCAGGCCAUUCUGGGCAUGGCGUUCCUGGCGCUGGCGGUGUUUGCAGCCCUCACUGUGCUGAUGUAUGUCGAGUGUCUCCUGCGGCGCUGGCUCAGGGCCUUGGCGCUGCUCACCUGGGCCUGCCUGGUAGCCCUGGGCUACGUGCUGGUGUUCAACGCGUGGACGAAGGCGGCCUGUGCGUGGGAGCAGGUGCCCUUCUUCCUGUUCAUCGUCUUUGUGGUAUACACGCUGCUGCCCUUCAGCAUGCGGGGCGCUGUCGCUGUGGGGGCCGUCUCCACCGCCUCCCACCUCCUGGUGCUCGGCGCUUUGAUGGGAGGCUUCACGACACCCAGUGUACGGGUGGGGCUGCAGCUGCUGGCCAACACAGUCAUCUUCCUGUGCGGGAACCUGACAGGCGCCUUCCACAAGCACCAAAUGCAGGAUGCGUCCCGGGACCUCUUCACCUACACUGUGAAGUGCAUCCAGAUCCGCCGGAAGCUGCGCAUCGAGAAGCGCCAGCAGGAGAACCUGCUGCUAUCGGUGCUUCCAGCCCACAUCUCCAUGGGCAUGAAGCUGGCCAUCAUCGAACGGCUCAAGGAGCAUGGCGACCGCCGCUGCAUGCCCGACAACAACUUCCACAGCCUCUACGUCAAGAGGCACCAGAAUGUCAGCAUCCUCUAUGCGGACAUCGUGGGCUUCACGCGGCUGGCCAGCGACUGCUCCCCCAAGGAGUUGGUGGUGGUGCUGAACGAGCUCUUUGGCAAGUUCGACCAGAUCGCCAAGGCCAACGAGUGCAUGCGGAUCAAGAUCCUUGGUGACUGCUACUACUGUGUAUCGGGCCUGCCCGUGUCGCUGCCCACCCACGCCCGGAACUGUGUGAAGAUGGGGCUGGACAUGUGCCAGGCCAUCAAGCAGGUGCGGGAGGCCACGGGCGUGGACAUCAACAUGCGUGUGGGCAUACACUCGGGGAACGUGCUGUGCGGGGUCAUCGGGCUGCGCAAGUGGCAGUAUGACGUGUGGUCCCACGACGUGUCCCUGGCCAACCGGAUGGAGGCAGCCGGAGUCCCCGGCCGGGUGCACAUCACGGAAGCGACACUGAAGCACCUGGACAAGGCGUACGAGGUGGAGGAUGGGCACGGGCAGCAGCGGGACCCCUACCUCAAGGAGAUGAACAUCCGCACCUACCUGGUCAUCGACCCCAGGAGCCAGCAGCCACCCCCGCCCAGCCAACACCUCCCCAGACCCAAGGGGGAUGCGGCCCUGAAGAUGCGGGCGUCAGUGCGCAUGACCCGGUACCUCGAGUCCUGGGGGGCAGCGCGGCCCUUUGCGCAUCUCAACCACCGAGAGAGCGUGAGCAGCGGCGAGACCCCCGUCCCCAAUGGGCGGAGGCCUAAGAGCGUUCCCCAGCGCCACCGCCGGACCCCAGACAGGAGCAUGUCCCCCAAGGGGCGGUCGGAGGACGAUUCGUACGAUGACGAGAUGCUGUCAGCCAUCGAGGGGCUCAGCUCCACGAGGCCCUGCUGCUCCAAGUCUGACGACUUCUACACCUUCGGGUCCAUCUUCCUGGAGAAGGGCUUUGAGCGCGAGUACCGCCUGGCACCCAUCCCCCGGGCCCGCCACGACUUUGCCUGCGCUGGCCUGAUUUUUGUCUGCAUCCUGCUCGUCCACAUCCUGCUCAUGCCCAGGACGGUGGCACUGGGUGUGUCCUUUGGGCUGGUGGCCUGUGUACUGGGGCUGGUACUGGGCCUGUGCUUUGCCACCAAGUUCUCGAGGUGGUGCCCAGCCCGGGGGACACUCUGCACUAUCUCCGAGAGGGUGGAGACGCAGCCCCUGCUGAGGCUGACCCUGGCCAUCCUGACCAUCGGCAGCCUGCUCACUGUGGCUAUCGUCAACCUGCCCCUGAUGCCUUUCCCAGUCCCAGAGCUGCCUGUUGGCAACGAGACAGGCCUACCAGCCGAGAGCAGCAAGACCAGAGCCCUGUGCGAGCCCCUCCCGUACUAUACCUGCAGCUGUGUCCUGGGCUUCAUCGCCUGCUCCGUCUUCCUGAGGAUGAGCCUGGAACCAAAGGUUGUGCUGCUGACAGUGGCCCUGGUGGCCUACCUGGUGCUCUUCAACCUCUCCCCAUGCUGGCAGUGGGACUGCUGUGGCCAAGGCCUGGGCAACCUCACCGAGCCCAAUGGUACCACCAGCGGCACCCCUAGCUGUUCCUGGAGGGACCUGAAGACCAUGACCAAUUUCUACCUGGUCCUGUUCUACAUCACCCUGCUCGCGCUCUCCAGACAGAUUGACUAUUACUGCCGCCUGGACUGUCUAUGGAAGAAGAAGUUCAAGAAGGAGCACGAGGAGUUUGAGACCAUGGAGAACGUGAACCGCCUUCUUCUGGAGAACGUCCUGCCAGCCCACGUGGCCGCCCACUUUAUCGGUGACAAGUUAAACGAGGACUGGUACCAUCAGUCCUAUGACUGCGUCUGUGUCAUGUUUGCCUCCGUGCCGGACUUCAAAGUGUUCUACACAGAGUGCGAUGUCAACAAAGAAGGGCUGGAGUGCCUGCGCCUGCUCAAUGAGAUCAUUGCUGACUUCGACGAGCUCCUGCUGAAGCCCAAGUUCAGCGGCGUGGAGAAGAUCAAGACCAUCGGCAGCACAUACAUGGCGGCUGCAGGGCUCAGUGUCGCCUCAGGGCACGAGAACCAGGAGCUGGAGCGGCAGCACGCCCACAUUGGCGUCAUGGUGGAGUUCAGCAUCGCCCUGAUGAGCAAGCUGGAUGGCAUCAACAGGCACUCCUUCAACUCCUUCCGCCUCCGCGUCGGCAUAAACCAUGGGCCUGUGAUUGCUGGAGUGAUUGGGGCCCGAAAACCUCAGUAUGACAUCUGGGGAAACACAGUCAACGUGGCCAGCCGAAUGGAGAGCACCGGAGAACUUGGGAAAAUCCAGGUUACCGAGGAGACCUGCACCAUCCUCCAGAGCCUCGGGUACUCUUGCGAAUGCCGUGGCCUGAUCAAUGUCAAAGGCAAAGUCUUCACAGCUAACUUUGGAGAGCUUCAAAACUACAAGGAUGUACUUGGCAUGGGUGCAUGCACAGGCUCCUGGAUCUGGGAAGCCCGCCCCCUCACAAAUGCUGAGCCGUUCUUGCUCUGAAACUGCACGAGUCAAGGCAAAUGCAAAAAGCCAGGUUUCGGGGAUGUGUCUUACCUGUGCUUCAACUUUCCAAGGAACUGAGUCAACCUAACUGUAACAGGGUGAGAAAUAACAAAACUGCCCGUGCCUUUUUCUGAAGGGACUUCAUAACCAAAAGAUGUAACCAGUGGCCUUAUCACUAGAGCAUCGCCAGGAUUUCUAAAGUACUCAGUUUCCCUAUAUAGCAGGGAUUCUUAGCUAGAUGUCACCAUGAACCCCGUGAAGUUCUACAGAAAGUCUUGCAUACAGGAGCCUUUACAAGAUUAUACAGGGUUGCAGACUGGGUGACUGACUGGACUUGUUGGGGUCCUGGGAUGAGUUGCCCCCUGGCUGCAAAUUAGAGUACAACUAAGUGUGGGGGUGGCAGUGGAGGGGACGAAAAUUGAGCCUGCCUGCCUGUGCUGUGUCAUGUGUGGCUUUAUCAGCCCGAGGAAGGGCAGGCGUAUUCUAAUUUGCACAAAGGUGCUGGGUGGACUAGUGACAACUCUGAUGUGCUGCACAUAACUGGAAUCAGUGUGAAUAGAAGAACUUGCUGUAUAAAGGAAUUUCAUGGCAACAAUGCUGGUAAGGGCAAUUAGCCUCGCUUAAGUUGCCUUUUUUACACACCAACUUUUUACAUGAAGGGUUGGUUUCACAUGAAUACUAUACUGAAAUCUGUGCUCGCAAGAUCUAGCAGUGACCAGGGCUGCCCAGCGGGGGCUCUCCUGGGAAGUCAGGAAGGUUUCUGUUGCUAAUAUAACAUGGAAACACAUCAGUGCUCUGGGCCUCUCUGAGGUCAGCUUAUUUGUACUCUUGCAAUAUUUAAGUUUUUUCUUCAGUAACAGAAACCCCAGUUGGGAGUUUAACAAAUAACUGAUUACCAUUCAUACAUUUUUAUUUCCUAUUAAAGCACUGUGCUGUGCUCAGAUAAUAAUAGUUUGUCAGUUUUUAGUUUUCAGUGUUCAGGUUACAGAAUAUAACUGACCAUAAAAAUUACCUGCAGGUAUUUUCUUUUUAUGAACCUGUUUUUAAAUUACCAAAUUAUUUCUUUACUGGUUUCUGUUUUAUGAUAGAAAUAAGUAUCUAACAGUGACCACCUCUAUGGGUCAAGGACUUCCUUACAAUUUCUCCUAACUGGUGAAAAUAAUACCUGAAGUUUUCUGCCUUAUUGAGGAAAUUUCCGAACAGAAGAGAAGAUCAUUAACCACUGUAUACUCUGUGUAUAUAAUAGGUCAAUGUAAAGAAACAUGAUUUGAGGUGGUGCAUGCAAAUAACUAGGGUUUAUUCUAUAUAAUGAGUAUUUAUAGAUCUGUAACAUUUGUUUCAAAAUGCUGUUUCAUUUUUAUAAAGUACCAGUGUUUAGCUGCUUUUUAUACAUUAAAUUAGCAAUUUAAAAAACUCAAAUAUCUGAAGGUAUUUUAAAUUUAAGUAUUUUCUUGGUCCUCAGGAACUCACUAGAGAUUAAAAGUAGUCUCUAAAACAACUUGAAAAUUUGACUCUUUUAGCAUAAGAUUUUGAGUCUUUUGGGGGAAUUAAUUUUCCUUUACCCUACUUGUUCUUCCUAAAUACUAAUUUUCAAAGUCAGGAAAAUGGAAAUCAAAUGGCUUCCUGCCUGGGUGAUUUAUAGAAGGAUUGUAUAAGGGCCUUCAAACUUAAUUUGUUCACUGAACAAGGCUAUCUCCAUCCUUUUUCCCUUAUGUAUAACAGGUUCUA